Molecule: messenger RNA, 1002 nt
Organism: Plasmodium vivax (malaria parasite P. vivax)
Lineage: Eukaryota; Apicomplexa; Aconoidasida; Haemosporida; Plasmodiidae
Product: glutaredoxin domain containing protein
Exons: 1
Coding region: 1-1002 (333 amino acids)
Source: RefSeq, a predicted model, not a curated record
AUGAAGAAGUACAGUAAGGGGCCCCAUUUGGUGUGCCUGCUCGGCGCCUUCCCACUGUACGCAGCCGUCUCGAAUGAAAAAUCGAUGGAGGGUCUACACAACGAUAGUGAUACCCCUGCGCAGUUGCGAAAUGGAAGCAGAGUGGUCCAUUUGGAAGGCACACACAUAAAUAGCAAAAGAGCACCGUGGGGUAUUAAAACAUUGUCGCCUCAUAAAAAUGCGGCCAUAACUUCGAAUGAAGGGAAAAUAAAAAACAAGUUAAGGGAAAAAGUAAAGGGAGUGAACAAAAUAUGUGGCGAAAAAAUUGCUCUGAAGAAAUGGGAACCCCUGUGGAGGUACAACUACCAUGGGAGCCGCCAACUCGCCUUGUGUGAAAGGGCCAAUUGCAACGGUGAGGAAAAAGGGGGACGAAUUUUUGCACGCAUAGCAAACUCUGAAAAUGGUAAGGGGAGCAAUUUUCCAUCCGGGGAAGAUACCCACCAGGGGCAUCACGUCGAAAUGAAGAGGGCAUAUCAAGGCAGUGACGAGGGACACACACAAAUGGGCACUCCCGAAGAGCACACACAAAUGGGCACUCCCGAAGAGCACACACAAAUGGGCACUCCCGAAGAGCACACACAAAUGGGUAGUCACGAAGACGAACCCUCCUGCGACACCCCCAGCGAAAGCGAAACGCAAGCAGAGCUAACAGAAGAAGUAAUUAACUUCAUCGAAAGCAUAAUUAAAAAACACAAAAUAGUUCUGUUCAUGAAGGGUACAGCGUUAAACCCAUUUUGUAAAUAUAGCAAACAAGCAAUACACAUUUUGAAGCUAAACAAAGUGAAAGAAAUUAGAACUGUUAACAUUUUGGAUGAUCAACAGCUGAGGAGAUCUUUAAAAAUUUACUCUGAAUGGCCCACCUUCCCGCAGCUGUACGUAAAUGGGAAAUUCGUCGGGGGCAUAGACAAACUGCAGGAGUUGCAUGACGGGAAGAAGCUAAAGGGCGUCUUGGAGGAUGUGUAG